AUGAAAGAACCGGAGCAACAACAAACCACAGAAGAAGAGAAAAUGCAAGAUCUCAGAUUCAAAGCCAACGGGCUUCUCCAUAGAGACGAAUGGGAACAAUCAAUUCAAACAUAUUCCCAAUUCAUCUCUCUCUGCCAAACCCAUAUCUCUAAUCCCCAAACCCGACCCGACCCGAAACUCCAAAAAUCCCUCUGUUUAGCCUUCUCCAACAGAGCCGAAGCAAGAUACAAAACCCGUGAUUUUGAUCAAGCUCUCAAAGAUUGUGAUGAGGCAUUGCAAAUUGAAAACCCCCAUUUCAAAACGCUCAUGUGUAAAGGUAAGAUCUUGCUUAAUCUUGAUAGAUACAGUAUGGCUUUAAACUGCUUCAAAGUUGCAAAUCUUGAUUAUCCCAGUAAUCAAGAUUCUGAAACCUUAAAUGGGUAUUUGGAAAAAACGAAAAAGCUUGAAUUUUUAUCAAGAUCUGGAGCAUUUGAUUUUAGUAAUUGGGUUUUAAAUGGGUUUAAGGGUAAUUUUCCUGAGUUAGCAGAGUAUAUUGGCGCUUUAGAGAUCAAGAAAUCUGAGAUUAGUGGUAGAGGAUUGUUUGCAACGAAGAACAUUGAUGUUGGUUCUUUGUUGUUGGUCAAUAAAGCUAUAGCAACCGAAAGAGGGAUAUUGCCAGAAUCCAAAACUCAAGAUUUGGGUGAAAAUGCUCAAAUGGUAAUGUGGAAGAAUUUCAUAGACAAAGUUGUUGCAUCAACUUCAAAUUGUAAAAGAACACAAUACUUGAUUUCAAAGUUGUCUGCUGGUGAGAAUGAGGAAGAUCUUGAGGUUCCUGAUAUAAGUAGUUUUAGGCCCGAAUAUGAGCAAGAGUGUGGCUUUUUGGAUGAAAAGAUUGAUAUGGGAGUCAUGUUAAGCAUAUUGGAUGUGAAUUCACUUGUUGAAGAAACAUUUUCGAGCAAAUUUUCGGGUAAAAAUGGCGAUUAUCAUGGUGUUGGGAUAUGGGUUUUGGCUUCUUUUAUCAAUCAUUCGUGUAACCCUAAUGCGAAAAGAUUUCACAUUGGUGACCAUGUGAUUGUUCAUGCUUCGAGGGAUAUAAAAGAAGGUGAAGAGAUCACAUUAGGCUAUUUUGAUGUUUUUUCACCUUUGAAAACCCGAAAAGAAAUGACAAAGAAUUGGGGGUUUGAUUGUCAUUGCAAAAGGUGCAAAUUUGAGAAUGGUGUUUCUGAAAAACAAGAAAUGGGAGAGAUUGAAAUGGGGUAUGAAAGAGGGGUUGAUGUUGGUAACAUGGUGUAUAAGUUAGAGGAGAGUAUGAGGAGGUGGAUGGUAAGAGGUAGGAUGAAAGGGUAUUUAAGAGCUUCAUUUUGGAAGGUUUAUUAUGAACUUUUUGUAUCGGAAAAGUUGAUGGUGAAGUGGGGGAGGAGAGUUCCGGCGAUGGAGGUGGUGGUGGAGAGUGUCGUUGAGGCGGUUGGCGGUGAUGAGAGGGUAUUAAGGGUGGUUGUUGAAGGGAUGAAGAGGAAUGGUGGUAGUGGUGGUGUGGUGGAGAUGGAAAAGGCAAUGAAGUUAGGAAGGGGUGUUUAUGGGAAGGUCAUGAAGAAGCAAGCAAUGAGAAGUUUAAUUUGUUGA
Messenger RNA from Lactuca saligna, 1602 nucleotides. NCBI's taxonomy places the organism in Eukaryota, Viridiplantae, Streptophyta, Magnoliopsida, Asterales, Asteraceae. The record is from the annotation of a GenBank genome assembly.